UCUACCCUUUGGUACUUCCAUGGUGUCCAGUAUAGGGUUAAUUAAUGCUUCUCGGGCCUCCACAUGGCACCCGUAUCUCUCACUGCUAUUUCCAUGUGGUUCAGCAUUCACCCCUGAAAGUUUUACCAUGACAUAUUCACAUGCCCUCAACUGUCCUUGACCACAAGUAAAUUUCUUGGGGUGGGAUAUUCCUGUAGUUUCUACUCAGCCAAAUCUCAGCAGCAGAAAUGGACCUACACAAACCUUUGGGCAAAGAAUAAGCUGUAGGCUCUGGCUGUCUUCUUUGUGUCAUACCCUAGUUUUCUGUCCUUCUAGUGUGCUCUCCCCAGUACUCUGACUGGUUGUGCCCAGUCGUGCACAGCGACCUGUCUUUCAAAUGAAUUCUGUCUCCUUUGUCUGGAAAAGCAUGCUGUACAUCCUGCUUAGGUUGCUGCUGUGGAGCAGAGGAUGAGGAGGCCCCCUUUGCACAGAGCGCUUCUGUAGGCGUUUCACGGACCUGGACGCCCAGGGCUGCUCUGUCUUCCCGGAAGACCCACCCCUGUGAGAUGUGUGGUCCCGUCUUGAGAGACAUUUUCCACUUGGCUGAGCUCCAGGGCAAAGAAAACAGCCAGAAACGGUUGGGGUGUGGGGCCUGCGGGAAACGAUUUUCUUUCAGUGUGAAGUUGGAGCAGCAGCAGCAGCAGCAGCAGGAGGAGCCCUUGGGAGCAAAACCAUUCAGAAGCCGUGUGGACAGGGCCUCUGCUGUCAAGAGCUCGGGAUCCGGUAGUUCGGGAAAGCCCUUUAGCUGUGGAGAGGUUGAGAAGGACUUGCUCUCUGGCUCGGGGCAUCUGGGGCAAGAGGCCACUCAUACUGGGGAGAAAGCACACAUGAUCCCCCAGUGCAAGGCAACGUUACAGCGCGGAAGCAGUCAUGGUGCUUGGGGAGGAUGCGAGAAUGCCUUUGGUCCCAAACACACAGUUACACGUGACCAGGGUGUCCACCUUGGAGGACAGUGCUUUGUGUGCAGUGAAUGUGGGAAAACUUUCAGGUACAAGUCCUUAUUUGCCAUACACCAGAGAUACCAUACUGGAGCACGACAUCAUGAGUUUGGUCCAUGUGGAAAAUCCCUUGGGGAACGACCAACCCUGAACGAACAUGGGAAGACUCAGGGUGGAUCCAGGCAGUACACGUGCAGCAAAUGUGGGAAAUCUUUCGGUGGUAAAUCUGUGCCCCGUAAUGUCCAGAAAUUGCCCAGUGGAGGGAAAAAUUAUGUUUGUAGCGGGUGUGUGAAAUCUGUCAGCGGUAGCUCAGUGUUGAAUACUCAUAGGGUUCAGUCUGGAGAUAGGUUUUAUAAGUGUCGCAUAUGUGCAAAAUCUUUUCCGUCUAUGUCUGCCCUCCGUUAUCAUCAGCGAUCUCACACAGGGAAAAGACAGUAUGAGUGCAGUGAUUGUGGGAAAUCUGUUACCAGUACUUCAUCUCUCCGUUCUCACCAGAGACUUCACACUGGAGAAAGGCCUUAUAAAUGCAAUGAAUGUGGGAAAUGUUUUGUUCAUAUUACUUCCUUCCGUUCUCACCAAAGAGUUCACAGUGGAGAAAGGCCUUACGAGUGUAGCAAAUGUGGCAAAUCCUUUAUGAGCACCGGUGGCCUCCGUCAUCACCAUAGUGUUCACACUGGAGAAAAGCCCUAUACGUGCCAUCAAUGUGGCAAAUCUUUUACAAGUAAAUUUCAAGUCUCUUGUCACCAGUGGGUUCACACUGGAGAAAAGCCUUAUACGUGCCAUGAAUGUGGCAAAUCUUUUACAAGUAAAUUUCAAGUCUCUUGUCACCAGUGGGUUCACACUGGAGAAAAGCCUUAUAAGUGCAGUGAAUGUGGGAAAUCCUUUGCUAGGAAUUCUGCCCUCUGUCGUCAUCAGACGGUUCACACUGGAGAAAGGCCUUAUGAAUGCACUGAAUGUGGGAAAUACUUUCGUCAAAAAAGUUCCGUCUAUUAUCACAUCAAGCUUCAUCCUGGUGAACAGACUUAUAAGUGUUAUUUAUGUGGGAAAUCUUUUACUGCUAAAUGUUCCUUCCGUUUUCACCAGAAAACUCAUGCUGGACAGAAACCUUAUCAGUGUAUUGAAUGUGGGAAAUGUUGUACUACUCUUUUUGGCUUUCGUAAUCACUGCAGACGUCACACUGGAGAAAGACCUUAUGAGUGCCGUGAAUGUGGGAAAUCAUUCACCUCUCAUUCUGCUCUCUAUUAUCACCAGAAAAUUCACACUGGGGAAAGGCGUUACAAGUGUAGCGAAUGUUGCAAAUGUUUUAUGAUUUUUAGUGCCCUCCGACGUCACCAGAGAACUCACUCUGGAGAAAAGCCUUACAAGUGCCAUGAAUGUGGGAAAUCCUUUGCUGCAAAUUCUUCGCUCCGUACUCACCAGAUACUUCAUACUGGACAGAGACCUGAUAAAGUGCAGUGAAUGUGGGAAAUCUUUCAUCACUAGUAAACAGCUCCAGGAUCACCAGAGAGUUCACAGUGGAGAGAGACCUUAUAAAUGCCCUGACUGCAGCAAAUCCUUUGUCCAAGAAAGUACCCUCAGUAAACACAAAAUGCAUCACACAGGUGAACGGCCUAUUAAGUGUAAUGAAUGUGGGAAAUCCUUUUUUACUAGAUCUGCCCUCCAUUCCCACCUGACACUUCACACUGGAGAAAAGCCAUAUGAGGGCAAUGAAUGUGGGAAAUCAUUCUGUACUGUUUUUUCCCUCCGUUCUGACAACAGAAUUCACACUGGAGACAGGCCUUACGUGUGUAAUGAAUGUUGGAAAUCAUUUGCUGAUAAUUCUACCCUCCACCGUCACCAGAGACUUCACACUGGAGAAAGUCCUUAUCAGUGCAAUGAAUGUGAGAAAUCUUUUAUUACAAGUACUGCCCUCCAUUGUCACAAGCUAGUUCACUCAAGAGAAAGGCCUUAGAGUGCCAUGAAUGUGGGAAAUCUCUAUAAGUCAUCAUGCUUUGAGACAUCAUUACAGCCUUCGCACUGCAGGAAGGAUCUAAAACAGCAAAGGUGGUGAUACUUCUUGUGUAGUGGCGUUUAGGCUGGAGGACAACCUCUGAGGUAGACAACACCUGAAUUAACCAUGGUUUCCCUGAAUGUCCCCAGUGCAGUGAUUUCCCAUAAGAACCAGCCUUUUGGGGCGCAUGGGUGGAUCAGUGGGUUAAGCCGCUGCCUUCGGCUCAGGUCAUGAUCUCAGGG
Messenger RNA from Neogale vison (American mink), 3209 nucleotides. RefSeq names its product zinc finger protein 814-like. NCBI's taxonomy places the organism in Eukaryota, Metazoa, Chordata, Mammalia, Carnivora, Mustelidae. The record is from RefSeq and is a predicted model, not a curated record. The transcript is spliced from 2 exons. The coding region runs from base 546 to 2435 and encodes 629 amino acids. Gene Ontology annotation, biological process: regulation of DNA-templated transcription.